AUGUCGACUUGGCAUAAUUCGGGCUGCAGAAAACCAGACGUAGUAUCCGUGGAUGAUAUUCCCGUAUGCAAGAGCUGUGGCUCAGCCUGCAUUCGGCAGCAGCCUACGGAUGCUCGUGAGCUACGCGUGGUAGUGUCGAGGGGUCAAGAAGGCCCAAGUGAGCUCAAGCUUGCGUGGCCAUCCACGAUUACUUUUUCACAACUCGAAAGUCUUCCGGAAGGUUCCGAGAUCAGACUGCGAUUAGAACAGCUGACGAUGCUCAGGGGCCGGAAUUCACCUCACGGGGAAGGUUUUCAAGAUCUACCUUUGAACGAGAAUACCUGCGUCAAUAUAAUACGCCAUCGAAACGGCCAGAUUGUUGACCACCACGAACUCGAUACACAAAAUACGCCUUCAUUUCAAAGCUUGUAUAAUUACGGUUUCGAUGCCGAAGAUGAUCGUUUCGUCGAGAGUCUGGAAAAUGACUUGAGAAACGGCGUCAGUGAUCUCGUAGACAUCCUGGAGAUGGAUUUGAAGAAUAUCUCGCGACGGGACGUGGACGAGACACUGCGAAGGAGCCAAAGAUCAGUGAAGGGAAAUAAUCCCAAUCGAUGCCGCUUCCCGCCCAUGUCAGGUCCUCGGAUGAAAUACCAGUCGAUGUUGACUCAAGCUCCCACGUCGAUGUCACGGCUGGCAAAGUCACAUGCUCCGCCAAUACAUCCGCUGAAUAGGAGGGUCGAUAGGCGAAAUUCAAACUCCGAAGAUCAAUGUCUUACACUUAGCCGCAUGUACAAGGACUUGGAGGGAAAGGACCAAAUCCGCCUGCUAUAUUUGAGCCCCGAGGACGCUGGACAUGGAAUGGUUCCCCGUGAACGAGCUCUUCAUGGCUAUUUAAAGCAUGUGAGUCUUGCCGACCGCCCAGGAUUCAUCGCAGUAUCAUAUACGUGGGCUUCUAAGGGGGGCGACAGAAAGGCGUCAAAGACGAUAUUCCUAGGCGAUAGCUGGGAGCCUUUGGCCAUUACACGUAAUUGUGCAGACGCACUCCGCCAACUACGCCACGCUACAGAGACUCGCGCAGUAUGGAUCGAUGCCGUGUGUAUCAAUCAGCUCAAUGGAGUGGAAAAGACACACCAGGUCGGAAUUAUGAGGGACAUAUACUCUAGCGCCGAGCUGGUCAAGAUAUACCUUGGAUGGGACGGCGUGUACAGGAAGCACGGCUUAAGGCGAGUGCGCGAUUCACUUUUCUGCGAUGGAAACACGGCAAGGCUGACGCAAGCCGAUUACGAUGAUGUUGAGGCGCUCUUUGAACGGCCUUAUUGGUCACGGAUAUGGGUGGUUCAAGAGGUCUUUCUUUCGAAAGAGGCCGUAGUAUUGAUUGGAGACAGCUCUAUACCACUGUCAUCAAUUUUGAGGACGGCUUUUUGCUCAUACUUUCCGACAUGGGUCUCUCUGGCCCAAGGCUCCAGAGCAGGGAGAAUUUGCCCACUGGGCAAUGCAGAAUCGUUUUCAGAGCUCCUUUUCGCUACAUCGUUCUGCAAUGCAUUGGAUCAAAGGGACAGAGUUUUCGCCUUGCUCGGAUUGGUACAAGGUGCGAAAUUGGAAGGCCUUGUAGCGGACUACUCUCAGACAGCGGCUGAGAUUUAUGUUGGCUUGACUGCGUACUUCCUCAUCAAGCAUGGACAGUUCAGACUUCUGAAGCUGGCUGCUAUCGAAAAUCGGAGUUCUGGCAUAUAUGACAACACCGAGAGACGUUUUGCUGGAGAAAGGCCCUCGUGGGUCCCCACGUGGGACUAUUCGCUGCGAACAGAUCUAAACUCCAUCGAGCAGCACCUUGUGAAGUGCUGCACUAACUAUUGGAGCACUGAAGAGUUCAUAUGGGACGAAGUGCGCGAAUCAUGGGUGAGCACUGGAAAACGAAUGUUGAGGGCAUUCCUCGAGAAUCUCACACCGGCAUCUCCUAGCCGAAGGAUCAGUAUGGAAGGAGACAUCAACGAGGACAACCCAGUUCCACGAGUUUUUCAAGGCUCAGGUGCGCUUCUUAUCCGUGCAUACUGCGUAUUGGAUCUGGAUAUGGCUUUGCACGGAGGCGCUUUUGUGGCAGACCUUUCUGGAGCAGGACUCGUCCUGCAGCCUCGGGUCAGCUCGCUGGGUUGGAGACUUCAUAUACUCUCAGAUUCGGCAUCUAUCGAACGCGAAGAUCGCUUCGUUGAAAUUCCGGGCUGUGAUAGCUUCCUCCACCUGAAACCAGUUGGGCGUGUCCCUGGAGCAUAUCGACUUGCGUCCAUGUGUCUCAUCGCUUUCGUAGCCGACAAGCAUUCUGAUAUGGCACUGUUACUCACACGGCUUGAAAACUCGUCAUCUUGCAGGAAUCACCGUCUGUUGAAUCGACUUAUCCCGUUUCUAUCGAGAGACCUACAAUACCUCCAAGACUGGAUGUUCGCAAUGCGUUUGAAUACGUGGCUAGUCCCUGCACGAGUGACGAAGAACACGGACCAGCUCGGUCAGGGUUUGUCAGCCAAAGAGAUAAAACAGUAUCAACAAUGGCUGAUCUACAUCACCCAAUAUUCCACAUCAGUCUUGGGUCAAGAAGAUAGACCGGGCACGGGCGAGCUCGACGAAGUAUUGGGAAAGCUAUCGUCGCACUUGGACGAAUGGCAGGAAAUCUCCCUGUGGCAAAGAAUAUGCGGCUUACUGGAAGCAGUCGACUGGCAACAAUACCUUAUGUUCCUGACAGAUAUGAGAUUUCGUCUGCAUCAGUAUUUCUUGCAUUGCUCAAACAUGGACAACGUUGAGAUGUCCAGCUUCUGCGAGGAUGCCGUUGAGAGCAAACUAGAAGGGUUACUUAUCGAUAUAUCGAGGACACUGCCGCUUGAGGAUGAGCGAUUGUAUUUCGGUGAUGUAACGCUAUCUGACGCGGUGGCGGAAGUUUGCAAUGGCAAUGUGGUAGAGGCUUGCCGGAAUAUGACCAUUUGGGCAAAUGAGACGGAAGACGGCAUAUUUGGUCCGUGGAUGAGGCUGGAAGCCUUCCUCAGGCACAUGCUGCACUGUCAAGCAGACAGUAACAGAAUGCUGGACAAGUUUACACAGCGACAGGUGCUGAAACAACUGUAUACGAGAUGGGAGCCGCAAGAUUUCCUUUUAUAUUGA
Messenger RNA from Diaporthe amygdali, 3126 nucleotides. RefSeq lists its product as uncharacterized. Bases 1 to 3126 code for a protein of 1041 amino acids. The record is from RefSeq and is a predicted model, not a curated record. The transcript has a single exon. Lineage: Eukaryota; Fungi; Ascomycota; Sordariomycetes; Diaporthales; Diaporthaceae.